This is a messenger RNA of Rhododendron vialii, 645 nucleotides long. RefSeq lists its product as uncharacterized. Lineage: Eukaryota; Viridiplantae; Streptophyta; Magnoliopsida; Ericales; Ericaceae. Bases 22 to 645 code for a protein of 207 amino acids. The transcript has 2 exons. The record is from RefSeq and is a predicted model, not a curated record.
GGAAGAUGUUUGUCUCUAUGGAUGUUACCUUUUGGGAAACAGAGGUUUUUUAUUCUCCCUCCAAACCAUCUCUUCAGGGGGAGCAUCAGCAGGAGGAGGAGAUAUUUACUUUUUAUAAUCAUAGUGAGGGGGAGAAGGAAAACACUGGAGAGGAACCAAUAUCUGUUGAAAGGGAAACACAAGAUAUUGGUGGUGACAUUGAAGAACAACUACUUGCACAACUGCAAGGAGCUGGCUUACAGAGGUAUGCUAGACGGAAAAAUAGACAGUCUUCAUGUGCGUUACCACUUAGUCAAUCACAAUCACCCACUCCAGUUCCAGAUUCCUCAGCUGACUCUUCUGAAUUGGCAGGAUGCAUUCAAGAUACCUAAGUGGAAAGGAGCUAUGGUAGAAGAGAUGACAGCUUUGAAACAAAAUGGCACCUGGGAUCUAGUGUCACUUCCAGGAGGGAAAAAACCAGUUGGCUGCAAAUGGGUGUUCACUAUUAAGCAAAAGGCUGAUGGUACAGUUGAGAGAUACAAGGCAAGGCUUGUUGCCAGAGGUUUUACUCAAACUUAUGGUAUUGACUAUGAGGAGACGUUUGCUCCGGUAGCGAAGAUGAAUUCUGUGCGAGCUUUCCUCUCGUGUGCUGCCCACUUAAAUUGA